Suillus bovinus is the source of this 1652-nucleotide messenger RNA. RefSeq lists its product as uncharacterized. The transcript has 8 exons. The record is from RefSeq and is a predicted model, not a curated record. The coding region runs from base 270 to 1652 and encodes 460 amino acids. Lineage: Eukaryota; Fungi; Basidiomycota; Agaricomycetes; Boletales; Suillaceae.
CCUGGCUUGAGCGUUUGAACUUAAAUCUACUUGGAUGUGCCAGAUGUCACCCCUGCUGACAUGAGUAUGUUGACAUGUCACCCAGCAAACACUGAUUGGAAUAACCAAGGCAGUGCGUAUGGUGAAAGCCGCAUCGCUACGUUGCAUAGAAAGGACACCUGCAAUUAUAAGGCUGCCGCAUGAUUAUCUUGGUCGAGUUUUUAUCUCCACUCUUGCAACACUCCUCAACUUCACCAUCCCGUUGACGGAGUAUCAAUCAUUUAGUGAUCAUGCAAUCCGACGACCUUCCAUGGCCAGAACUUGGCAACGUCUCCCGUGGCGCCACCAGAGGCAAUCAAGGUCAAAAAGGUGCCUUGGGCCCUCCUGAUCCCGACGGUCGCUGUGUCCUCCAGCUUCGAGUUCAACCCGGCGUGCUCGCCGUAAAGCUAAACCGACGUUCAAGCGAUUGGUAUCGAACUCUCGAUAAUGAAGUCAACCGCGCCCUGAAAUUGACAAAAACCUACUGGAGAAAAGCAAGAAGACGUCAAGACUAUGACGCUCGCGCAGAUCAAGACCACAUGGAAUUGCACGAGUGGUUGCAACAGCUCAAAGAUAAGACAAUGUCACAUUUAGAGGUCCUUAUGCAGAAAGGCGACAUUCAAGGCCCCCCAUACAUGAUGCCCGAUGACAUUGAGCUUGCCUUUCUAAGGAAGUUUAUUGAGCGACACAACGCGGGCAUCCCCCACAACCCCCGCUUGCGACAUCUUGGUCCCAAUGCCCCCCAGCUUCCACCCAUCGACGAUUCCAUGGAGGUCUCAACACCGGAACUAUCUGAAGGGAGUUACCCGCCUUCCAGUUUGGUGGAUCAUAUCGCUCGAUUGCAGCCAGAAAGUGGUUCCAAUGUUUCAAGUCCAAAUUAUGUACACUCACCAGGCACAUCUCGCGCGCAUGUGAUUCGAACUUCCUCCUCGCCUUCAACGGCAACAUACGAGCAACUCUUGCAAGACGCGCAGUCAUCUGGCCAAUAUCUUCAAGAAGCGCGGGCAACGCUCGCUCGUGCGCAGUCACAAACACAGGAUGCGUUUCAACGGUACAAUGUUUGUCUGGACGCGGAAGCCCGCGCUAGGCGGGAUGUCAACGCCGCUGAACAGCAUCGUGACGAACUCAGUGGGUAUUUUUGUACUGUGCUAGCCUUACUGUCCCGCCUCAUCAAAUUUUUGCUAGUGACAGCUCUUCUCUCCAGAACUCAGAGUUCAACAGAUUACUCGCGGCAGUCAUCACUACCCCACGAUGAUACUCCUGGUCAACAAGACCACCCAUAUUCGUCACAUCAUCUUGUCGACCGGAGACCCUCAGUUGACAUGGUACCAUCACAAAAUAGUCCCAGAGUCGACUGGCGUCAGCCAGAUAUGACAGGGUCGUUCACUGGGGCACUCGAAGCAAUUCCACAAUCAGAGAUGCGAUCAUCAAGAGAUCCAUCCUACGGGCCAGCGCGCAAGCACUCGCGGAGUUGGGAGGAGGGUGGACAGGUUGACGAACCCGGUCCUGAGAAGACGACAGACUUUCAGGAUCCAAAUCUCCCGCCACGCAAGCGUUCGCAUCACAUAGUAAAUUCAUCUGGUCACAGCGCACCUUUGAUAUCUCAGGCCAUAGCACUGCCUCUACGACUCUGA